Molecule: messenger RNA, 1125 nt
Organism: Aureobasidium pullulans EXF-150
Lineage: Eukaryota; Fungi; Ascomycota; Dothideomycetes; Dothideales; Saccotheciaceae
Exons: 6
Coding region: 91-1020 (309 amino acids)
Source: RefSeq, a predicted model, not a curated record
CAAUGAUGAGCACGCACGAUACCUUCCAUACACCACAAGCCGAUGAACUUUCCCAAAGUCUUCAUCACUUUUUGAUCUUCUGACCUGUUCAUGAUGAGUGGACGCUUGAUCGAAAUGAACGCAUCUCCUUGGCUAUGGAUUGAGACUACUUGGGUCAUCAUAUUCUCUGCUUUGGAUCUUGCAUUGCGUAUCAUUGUGCGAAGCCACGAGUAUGGACUCGAAGAUACACUUCUCGUUCUUGCGUUUAGAUUUGCAAUGGCCUCGUUCGGAUGCAUAUAUCAGGCGUUGUACGAUGGGCUCGGAAUAUCACCACAGAGCUUAUUAGAAGCACGUACACUUCGUAUCGCGAAGCUGGUCAUCAACAGCUCUGUCUUGUGCUUCAUUGCAGAGAGCCUCUCGAAGCUGUCGACAGCAGCAAUGUUAUACAAGAUCAUCUGCAGAGAUCCGUAUCUCGCCAACACGCCUCACCUUGUCGUAUAUAGCCAAGGUAAGACUGGACUGGAAGCAAUCCUGGUUAUCAGCAUCUUGAUCGAGUCGUUCAUUUUUCUGUUAUCAUCAUAUUUGUUUGGUCGAUUGAAUAUGAAGGUUCAAAACGAGCUUACAGUAGUCACUAUCUUUGGCAUGAGAUUACCUCUUGUCCUGAUCUCGGCCUACUUCCUCGUGGCCUCCAAACGCUAUACCACUCAGAACAACCCCUCCGAUAUCAUUUAUGGAACCGCUUUAUACUGGCAAAUCGCUCUGGUUGGACAUAGCGUUCUUGCGACGGCUAUUCAACCCCUGAAGCGUGCUGCGACCAGCUUCAGCACGCAUUCGAAUAUGCUAGUGGGUAACACCUCUCAAGGUUCUAUGUCUGGAAAAUCUUCCAAACUACGCUCCUCCAACAAAACACGAAGAUCGCUUCUGUUGACAGAGACCCCUCCUACACCGCUCUCGAUAAUCUGGUCAAGCGCUCAAGCAGGAGAUCGAUUACAAGACUCCGAUUCCAUAGAGAGCCACCCCCUCAGGAUCAUAUCAUUGUGAAAAAGACGGAUGUCCAAGUCACAUACAGCGAUGAUGGAAGGUACUGAAAAUAAGAGUCGGCAUGCUGAAAGGUACCCGCUGGAUAAAGGCAAGACUUCGAACAUG